AUGCGCCCGAACUUGUUGGCUGCGCUGCUGGCCACGUUGCUGGCCGCGGUGCGCGGCCCGGCGCGAGGUGCCGCACCCGACGGCGACGCCGAGAGCGACCCUGCUGCCUACCUGGUAAUAAUAGAACACGAAAACGAGUGGCAGUGUUCCGCGUCGCUCAUCUCGCGAUGCACCGCGGUGACGACGGCAACGUGCGCGCGCGGCGGCGCCGGGGAGCAGCUGUGGGCGCUGGCCGCGCUGCUGCUGGGCGCCGCGCCCGCGCCGCCCGCCCUGCUGGCCGCCGCCGCGCGCCGCGUGGCCCGCGUGGCGCUGGCGGGUGACGGCCGCGACCCCACCGACCCGGCGCUCGACCUCGCCGUCGUGGAGUUGGAGGCGCCCUUCGGUGCGGAGGCCGAGUCUCGCCCCAUCCUCAUGGCGACGUUGGGCGGGGGCUGCGCGCGGGCGCCCGAGUGCCACACGCUGCGCUCGCUCGCCGCUCGCGGCGCCCGGCGCGUGCGGUUCCGCGUCGCGAGCGUGACGCGCGCGCCGCCCGAGCGCUGCGCCGCGCGCGUGCCGCACUGGGCCGCGUCGCAACAUAAUCUGCUUUGCUACACGGGAAAUGAACUUUGCGAGCGUGAUUUGGGUGGCGGCGUGGUGUGUGAUGGGUGGCUGUGCGGCGCGCUGAGCGCGGUGGCGGGGGCGGGGGCGGGGCGCUGCGGGGACACGUUCGCGGUUCAAGACAUAGCGCGCUGGCGACGUUUCUUACACUGUGCACACACUCCCCGCCUUUGCGGCCGGAGUACGUGUGAGACGGUGUGUUCCGAACGUCACUUAUUAGAUGAUGUAGAUUUACCCGCAACUGUCUUUACUUCUGUGCUAAAUGUAUCUUCUGAUUAUAUUUCACACAUAUACAGCACUACGCCGCCCCCGCGGCAGCACUCGCACUCCACGCCCGGGGCCGAAGCUGGCUCGUACUUGACGCUCGGCGAAGAAGAGUCGGCGAUAAGUACUUUCCGCCCGUCUGUAUUCGAACCGAACCGUGCAGAUUUUAAGGUGCGA
Messenger RNA from Brenthis ino (lesser marbled fritillary), 1038 nucleotides. NCBI's taxonomy places the organism in Eukaryota, Metazoa, Arthropoda, Insecta, Lepidoptera, Nymphalidae. The record is from the annotation of a GenBank genome assembly.